CAGAAGACUGAUGGUGCUGAUGAUACAGUUUGAUGAGUUGGAUUGACUUGGAUCCAGUGACAAGUGACAACGAAUUUUCUAGACUUCUUACGAAACUCUCGUUGCAGUAAACUAGAUAAACAAUUAUCAAUUCAUGUGCUGAUAUGCAGAAAAAUCCCAAUAUUUCCUGUCUUGUCGGAGCAUCCGAUGAAAUUGCCAAACCAAUUGAUGUCGUCGUCAAAGUUUACAAGGACAAGAUAUUUAUCGUAGCGACGAGCUAUAAAAAACUCGGUACCCUGGUAUUGGUGACUCGAGGGGAAUGCCUCAAGGAAUUUGAUAGUGCGACGUACGACGUAACUCCCAUUUUUGGAGAAGGCCUAUCUGAGAGCUCUUCAAUCCUGGCCGCUGCUAAAUACAUAGCACAGUCCGUGGAUAUCGAUCGACCUCUCUUACUAUCACUUGCUCUUGGGGGCACUAAAAUUAAAAAAAAGCUAAACUUAAUCAUAGCUGCAAUUAAAAAAUUGAAAACCUGGUGAUUGCAUUUCUACUUUCCAAUAAUGUCGUUGGUAUUCGGACAAUUAGUGAUUGGCCCACCUGGAAGUGGAAAGACCACUUAUUGUAAUGCAAUGUGUAAUUUUCUUCGAAAUAUUGGGAGAAAAGUCGCCGUCGUUAACGUGGAUCCAGCAAAUGAGAAUAUGGAGUAUAAGGCAGCAGUUGACAUAUCUGAGCUCAUAAAACAUAACGAAGUAAUGGAGACAUACAAUUUAGGCCCCAAUGGCGCGCUCGUGUACUGCAUGGAAUUUCUCGAGAAAAAUGUCGACUGGUUGAUAAAAAAAGUCCUGGAAUUGAAGGAUCACUAUCUCAUCUUUGAUUGCCCCGGUCAGAUAGAGCUGUACACACAUCAUAAAUCAGUGGCAGCUAUCGCAGAGAGACUGGGACAGAAUUUAGUUAGACUCUGCAGUGUUCAGCUCAUUGAUUCUCAUCAUUGUAGUGAUCCUGGAAAAUAUCUGUCGUCUCUUGUACUUUGCACUACCACAAUGCUACAACUGGGCUUACCUCAUGUUAAUAUCAUGACCAAAUUGGAUCAGAUGAAGAAAUUCCGUGAUCGCCUAGCAUUCAACAUAGACUUUUAUACUGAAGUAUUAGACUUGAAUUAUUUACUUGAUAAACUCGACGAGGACCCCAUGACUGCCAAAUACAAAAAACUCAAUGCUGCAUUAGUAUCUCUGAUCGAAGACUACAGUCUUGUGACAUUUCUACCACUCGACAUCUCCAACCAGGGCCUUCUUCUCCAAGUGAAAAAUGCAAUUGACAAAGCGAAUGGAUAUAUUUAUGGAGGUAAUGAGCCACAGGAUGUGCAAACUCUACUCGCUUGCGCUGUAGGUGCUGUCAAUGAAAAUGAAAGAAUGUCUACUCUAGACACGUAUUUCCAUUGAGAGACGAAUACUUGCGCCAGAUCUUCAUAGUCGUACACACGUUUGAGGAAAGUGUCGACUAAUUUCAGCCCGGAGAUUGUCUAAAAUAAUUGCAAAGACGUAAUGAGUUUUUUUUUUAAUGUGAUCAAUGAUAACGGGAAAUUGAUACUGUCGACGUUAAUUCGUAUUAAUGAAGAUAAUGUAUUCCAUUUACUCACAAUUAAACCAGUUUGUAAGGGAAUGAGGCACAGAGGAAUAUCAGUGGAGGCUCCUGGUUUCAACGAUCCAAUUGUUAUAUCUGAUAUUCCACACCAGGCAACAGAACUAUUCGACUCUAAACUUAGUAAUAAAUCCAUGCUCCUCUCUCUGGAAAAAUAAAUCGAAGGGAACCGUUAGAACAGUAUUUAGAAACAUUUAUAUAUGAGGUGUUCCAUGCCAAAUGAGUCAACGGCUGACCCUCACCCUUUUGAAAAUUGAUCUCAAUAAUUACUACGAUUGGGGGACUAGAAAAACUAUUUCUCUAUUUUUUUCAGUUUUUUUCGACAGCCCAUUUCGGAGAUAUGAUUUUUUCUUUGUUUUCUCGUUUUUUUUUUCAAUAAUUCGGGUUCCAUUCAGUUGAUUGUAAUUCAUGACCGCUCAAAAUUUUUCA
Messenger RNA from Diachasma alloeum, 2043 nucleotides. Its product is annotated as GPN-loop GTPase 2. Lineage: Eukaryota; Metazoa; Arthropoda; Insecta; Hymenoptera; Braconidae. The record is from RefSeq and is a predicted model, not a curated record. Gene Ontology annotation, cellular component: cytoplasm. Gene Ontology annotation, molecular function: GTPase activity. The coding region runs from base 537 to 1415 and encodes 292 amino acids. The transcript is spliced from 7 exons.